AUGGAUCAGCCGUACCAGCUACUGGAUCUAGUGGACCAUCUGGAGGAUCUGCAGCAACGACUGGCUCUGCCCUACCAGCAACUGGAUCUAGUGGACCAUCUGGAGGACCUGGAGCAUCAACUGGCUCUCCAUUACCAGCUACCGGAUCUAAUGGCUCAUCUGGAGGACCUGGAGCAACAACUGGCCCUGCCGUACCAGCUACCGGAUCUAAUGGCCCAUCUGGAGGACCUGGAGCAUCAUCUGGCACAGCCGUACCAGCAAUCGGAUCUAAUGGCCCAUCUGGAGCACCUGGAGCAACAACUGGCUCUGCCAUACCAGCUACUGGAUCUAAUGGCCCAACUGGAGGACCUGGAGCAUCAUCUGGCUCUACCGUACCAGCUACUGGAUCUAAUGGCCCAACUGGAGCACCUGGAGCAACAACUGGCUCUGCCGUACAAGCUACUGGAUCUAAUGGCCCAUCUGGAGGACCUGGAGCUUCAGCUGGCUCUGCCGUACCAGCUACCGGCUCUAAGGGUCCAUCUGGAGCACCUGGAGCAACAACUGGCUCUGCUGUACCAGCUACUGGAUCUAAUGGCCCAUCUGGAGCGCCUGGAGCAACAACUGGCUCUGCCGUACCAGCUACUGGAUCUAAUGGCGCAUCUGGAGGACCUGGAUUAUCAAAUGGCUCUGCCAUACCAGCUACGGGAUCUAAUGGCCCAUCUGGAGGACCUGGAGCAACAACCGGCUCUGCCGUACCAGCUACCGGAUCUAAUAGCCCAUCUGGAGGACCUGGAGCAGCAUCUGGCUCUGCCGUACCAGCUACCUGGUCUAAUGGCCCAUCUGGAAGACCUGGAGCAUCAUCUGGCUCUGUCGUAA
This is a messenger RNA of Symsagittifera roscoffensis, 855 nucleotides long. Its product is annotated as involucrin-like. The coding region runs from base 1 to 855 and encodes 284 amino acids. The transcript has a single exon. NCBI's taxonomy places the organism in Eukaryota, Metazoa, Xenacoelomorpha, Acoela, Convolutidae. The record is from RefSeq and is a predicted model, not a curated record.